UGGUUUCACAUAAUCAUUUCGGCGCGUACCACUCAAGACAUCGCGCUGAAGUACAGUCAACACAUAUCAGUGAAUUUUCAAAUUUGCAUGCAUAAUCAUGAAAAAAAUAUAAAGGACUUUUUACUUAGAAGUUGAGUAGAAGAUUAAGAGUCAAAUUUUGACUAGUCCUUUUCAAAUUAAUUGAACAUUUUCCUUUCGGAAACGUCACGUAACGAAAACUCUUAACAGAUAUUUACUGACCCCCAGGGAUGGUAUUCAAUAUAUCGCAAUAAAACAAUAAUUUUCAGCGGAUGUGGUUGAUUGAGAUCCAAAAUACAGUGUGUUCAAACACAGCCAUAUGCGUGUCCCGGGGUUAAGGAAUGAUGGUUUUAUCUUCAGUCGCCCACUCAAGAAUUUCAAACCGACCACGCUGGACGUAUUUUGGAGUGAAUUUUAACUAUCUAGUACUUAGGGUAUUUCAGUAUGCUACGGUUCAUCUACCAGACAGUCGAGAGCGACUAUUCCAGAGGCAAAAUUGUUAGGGAAAAUCUUGGGAAUAUCUUUUUCUUGCUAAAGUAGUGUUUGUUGUCCAGUUGCCAGUAGCGUGACUCGUCGUGUCAGUGUGCCACAAAUUGUCUUAAACCUUAUCAUUUUAAAUUUGGAGGCGCGCCGAUGCGAUUAUUAAGUCCACUUGAAAUUGACAAGGGUAUCGCGUUUUACGAGACAACAAAAGAGUUGUAGCUCUGAGCUCGCGCAAGUUUUCAAUAAAAACCCGUGGGAAACCACGUUGUCCUCUUGAUUGCUUUUUAAACUUUUCGUAAACUUGUCAAAGCCAGGUACACCUAAAUAUAAAUAUUAUGUUUCCAAGAGACUAAACACAUCGAAAUUGUUUUUAAAAACGUGUAGUUGCAAUUUCACAUGGAUGGAAAUAAUACAAGCGUGACGUCACGGAUGGGAUGUUAUUGUUCUGCGAUUAACCAAUCACAGCGCAUUACACCGCCAGACUUCUACUACUGUUUUGUUUAGCCUCUGGACGUGCUUCAGACCGAUACUAGCGAAGUUCCUAUCAUCUGUAACGAACUUCGACUUGCCAGUUCACAGGACCUUGAAAGCCUUACGGCUAAAGAGUGAGACAGGGGUACUUUGGAAGUUUAAAUUUCAACGUCAGUUUGAUUUGGUUUGGCUAAGGAUGUUUCCCUUCCCUGCUGGGUUCCACUGCUGGGGAUAUCAUAAAAGUUUACGCUAAAAAAGACAUGGCUGCUUUAAAGAAAUUCAGACAAGCGAAAAGAGAAAUAUGUUAUUAAAUCAAGAGAAGAAUGCGACGAAUUUCAGUGCCGAUCUACAGGUAUAGACAUGCUUAAAUAAAUCAUGUCAGCUAUUGAAAGACAUUCAGGAAAUCUGGGUCAAGUGGGAAUAUACAAAAGACGUCACUUAGUCACGCGAGAGCGACGAGUGACGCGAGAACUCACUUAAGGGUCACGCGCGAAGGGGAAACCGCGAGAACGAAUCGGGAAGCGAAGUGAACCGGCGGGAAAAAUAAGCCUGCAUUAAAAUAAACCUGCAUUAAUAAAUAAUAUUCGCCUUAGCGAAGCAAAAGAGCGAUGAAGGAUAGAAACUAUUAAUCAAUUAUGUUUGAUGGGAAGCGAUUAGAUCCGGACUGAGUUGGUAUUUAUCGGUUCAGAAACUACAAUUUGUCGGCUUACCAGGAUCAGGGGAGCAUAAGAACUUAGGAAAGCUCAUUCAGCUAGUAUUUUCUUCUGCAGAGCGAGUUCGCUGCUGAGUUUAAAUGCUAGCGGCGCGAGCAAAGCACGUUUGUCUUUUUACGUGAUACACUGUAAUUUACAUUUGUGUUUUCAGUGUGACAGUGUCAGUGUUUCAAUCGAAUAUCACUGCGGAACUAGUUACGAGGGCAAUACGACAAACUGGGAAAGAAACAAUAUUUAAGUGCACAUAAAAUAUUGGCAUGCAAAUGGUACAAACUCGUAAUUCCCUACCUGAUUGCCAAUAGUUGACCGAGAUUAGCCCUAUUUUCGCUAUUACCCAACUAUACCAACCCUUGCAGCAGGCUAUGAAAACUGACUGAACCGGCAAACGGCAUUGGCAGCGCCUUAAUCGGCCUCCUAAACUUGCGAGGACAAGAGUUAAAACUUGUCCCCCCUAAUAUGUUACAUUAUAUUGCAGCGUAAGAGAAAAACAACUAAAACAACAUAAACGUUGACGUGAACUUCACCCGUGACUGCAGAUUGACUCGGGCUCGAGGAAGACCCGUGCCACUCUUAACUGUUUCGCUGCAGGUUUGCAAACGAACUUAGUGCUCCCGGUGAAAAUUUACGUCAGCUCCGAUUACUGCGACACCGGGAUGGGGCGUAAAAUUCACAGGGAUUACCUGACUUUCUUUACGCCGGCUGGCCUCGCUCGCUGACUCGCAACCUCGCGGCUUCGUCGCUCGCGCGUGACUCGUACGUGAACCUGCCGGCAGGGAAUUAUCGAAUUUGCCGCCUCCGAUCAACAACGGGAAUAGGCCGGCAAACCACAUGGAUAAACGAAAUAAAAAGAUGACAACAACCUUUGCCAACUCAUUCCUCGUUGCACGUUGAACUACGAGUGUUUGCUUUGGCGGCUUUCGAUAUUGUCAGUCUUAAGUUCUUGAAAAGGGUAAACAGUGUGUUAAGAGUUCAGAGGUUCAGAAAAUGGCCAAAGAAGACGAUCUCGAUUACUCGGAUACCAAGAAGAUCUCGUUCAACGUUGAAAACGAGGAGCUGGAGGAGCUCAACCCUCCGCACCCGACCACGGACAUCGAGAGCAAUGGAGUAACAGUUCGUAUUUACGAGGCCGAUAACGACCGUGGUAAAUGGGGAAAUAAAAUCGAAUUCGUCCUCGCUGCGAUAGGAUUCGCCGUGGGUCUGGGAAAUGUUUGGCGUUUCCCGUAUCUUUGCCAGAAAAACGGAGGAGGUGCAUUUUUGAUUCCAUACUUCCUCAGUCUGUUUCUUCUGGGCAUCCCACUCUUUUUUCUUGAACUUGCAAUUGGCCAGAGUCUGCGGCAAGGAUCAGUUGGAGUAUGGAAUGCCAUUCACCCCUACCUUGGAGGUGUCGGCUAUGCCUGUGUUGUCGUGUGCCUGUUGGUGGGAAUGUACUACAACAUGAUCAUUGCUUGGUGCUUUUACUACUUGUUUGCGUCAUUCCAAGACCCUCUUCCCUAUUCUAACUGCCCCCGAUUGGAUAAUGGUACCUUACUCGAGGAGUGUCACGAAGCUGGUAGGACACAGUACUACUGGUAUCGCAAAGCUCUUGAUGUGACUCCAACCAUUGAUGAGAGUGGCGGACUUGUUUGGCAUCUUGUCCUGGUGCUGUUGGUUGCUUGGAUUGUCGUGUUCUUGUGCAUGAUGAGGGGCGUUCAGUCAGCUGGAAAGGCAGUUUAUUUUACUGCAACAUUUCCGUAUAUUGUUCUGACCAUCUUCUUUGGCCGUGGUGUUAGUCUUGAAGGGGCUGGAGCUGGAAUUGCACACAUGUUUAAACCUCAGUUUGACAAGCUCAUCAAUCCACAGGUGUGGCUGGAGGCUGCCACUCAGAUUUUCUUUUCCCUGAGCGUGGCCUUUGGAGGGCUUAUUGCUAUGUCCAGUUAUAACCCUGUGCACAAUAACUGCCACAGGGAUGCCAUCAUGGUCUCACUGAUCAACUGUGGAACAUCAGUGUUCGCCAGUAUUGUUAUUUUCAGUAUCCUUGGCUUUAAGGCCACCCAAUCAUUGCAUGAGUGUCAGGCGUUUUAUGGAGCCAUGAACGGCACAGACAUUAAUGGAACAGUCACUGACUUGGUUGCUAAAAACUGCCAUGACUUGACAUACUGGCUAUCAGAGUCUGCUCAAGGUCCUGGCCUGACGUUCAUUGCCUUUACUGAAGCCAUAGUGAAGAUGCCUGCAUCACCUCUCUGGUCUGUGCUGUUCUUCUGUAUGUUGUUGACUCUUGGUCUUGGCAGUAUGUUUGGAACUCUGGAGGGUGUUAUUACACCCUUUUAUGACUUGAAGAUCUUUCCUUGGAGAAAAGAAGUCAUGACUGCUUGCAUCUGUGGAUUCUGUUACCUUAUCGGUUUCUUGUUCUGUCAACAUUCUGGACAGUACUGGCUGCAGAUGUUUGACAACUACUGUGCCACUCUGCCACUGUUGUUCAUUGGCUUCUUUGAACUCAUUGGCGUCAGUUACAUCUACACAACUGAGAGAUUUGAAGAUGACAUUCAGUAUAUGCUUGGCUUCCGGCCACAUAUGUACUGGAGGAUUUGUUGGCGCUACGUCUCACCAGCACUUAUUGUGAUUAUCACCAUUGCCAGUAUUAUUAAUCUGGCCAUCAACCCCAUGACCUACUCUGCGUGGGAUAAGGAACAUUCCAAGACAGUGAACCUGAGUUAUCCUGGAUGGGGAUAUGCAGUCAUUGCUAUGCUCAUUUGUCUGUCAGUGCUCUUCAUUCCUAUUUUUGCUUUGCUUCGUUAUUUUGGCAUUCUCAAGUACAAGAAACCCACGUCUAAAUCAGGAGGUGGCGAGGUUGUUGCCCCAGGAUCGGUUACCCCAUCAUUGUCGCGUGUACCUCUGCCACCCAUGGAAGAACCACUAGCUGGAACUCGUGAGGAUGAGGAUUAGUGAUAAGGUCAAAGCUUAAACUGUAUAUAUACUACAUGACUCUGGAGUCCUGGGGUAAUUUGCUUCUUUUUAUCUGUAUAGAGUAAACUUAGAUGUGUUAGGAAUUUCUUGAAAGCACAAUUUUGACCAGGCUACUCAAUUUUUUGAAUAUGAAGGGCCAGAGGUCAUUAAAGUGAUGCCAGAAAAGAAGGGGUUUCUAGAAUGACAGUAUAAAGAAUAUACAUAUUAAAAUACUUGUCAGAAGCACAGUGUCUUUCAAGGGUGUCAGAUAGUUUGUUGUUUCAAACUGUGAAACAAGAGGCAUUUUAGGAACUCUAAUUUGUUUAAAAGAAAAAAAAUACAGUGUAAGUCUUUCAUUAUCAAAGUGCCUCUCUCCCAGUAAUUUGGACUGCUUUCUUCUUUCAGUUGCUCAUCAUGUUUUUGUUCUUCUUCUUUUUUUUUUGGCCAUGUAAACUGCAGUAGCUUGAGAAACAUUCCUAGCUUUUUUUUCUGCAACUGAAUGAAGAGCAAGUUUUAAGAGUCAAACUGUAGCUCUGUUGUUCUCGUCUCUUUGGUUGGCCCCCAGGGAAAAGAACUGAAUAACCCCUAGACUCCAGGGUAUAUUAACAUACAUGUAACAAAGCACCUGCAUUCAAAAAGCAAAGAUCCCCCACCAGGGAUGUUGCUAAAGGCUGGUUGCUAGCAUAUAUCAUUGACUGAAAAAGGACCUAAAUGCAGAUGAAAUUUCACAGAAAACAAAGACUUGGUUAAACUGUAGAGCUGCGAGAACCAGAAAAGCCAUCUGGGCUUGUUAAUGAGCUGGCUUAAUGUUUUCUUAGCUUCAUCCCUGCCCCAUUAUAAUGGUCAAAUUCUAGUCUUUUCUCCUUCUCUCUGCCUUUCCUGUCAUUUCCCAAACUGGAACAUUACAUUUCUCCCACAUUGGCCAUUUCUCAGUGCAGCUGGUUUAAAUACUUAAAAAUAUAAUUAUUAUUUUGGUGAAUUUGCAAUUUUUAAAUUCUAUUGUUCCUUAGAGUGCAGUGUGGUGUGUGGGUCACCAGUGUGAUUUACUUGUUUGGUAAAUGUUUCUCUGCAAGCCUGUGUUGCUUCUCUAUCAUCUUAUGCUGUAUAAGCAAGGAUAAAAUAGACAGGCGAUGGAGCCAAGAACCUUAUCAGCUUUAGAACAAGGUUCACUAGGGUAGCUUUCCAUGUUUUAUGUAUACAUACAUGCUGUAACAACAACAACAAAAUGCCUGUUACAGCUUGAGUACUAAAAGGUAAACCUGGUUUGGUGAAUGUUUACAGUAUGUGUUUCUUGUUAGAAGUGGUUUGUUAGGGUGAUGGAUGGGGUUAAUUGUCUGGGGAGGGGAUAUCAUUGUUCUAAAACCCAAAGACUUUCUUGCCAUAUAGACUUGAGGUUGUGGAAAAACUAUAACUACAACAAAGUUAAGCUGUUUUGUUGUCUGAUAGAUUACUAAUCAGUGGUACGGUCAUUGGUAGAAGUGUGCCUAUAUCAUUUUUUAUUUUUCUCUUCCUCUUUCCUUCACUGUUUUGUUUUGUUUUGUUUUGUUUUUCUUCAUGAUCAGUCAGUUUUCAUAAGAAAUUGUUGUUGAAACAGUAAGAUAAAGGUCAGAGCCUACCACUCCCAGUAAUACUUUAGAAGUAGCACAUUUACUUGUUUUAGUCAGACAUAGCAGUCAUGGUUUAGCCUCUCAGGUGUAGCACCCCUCAACUGCAGGACAGUUGUUAAAUUUGCUAAUGAAUUGAUGAAUGUUAUGAAGUUUCUUCUUAUUUCAAGUUUUUAAAAUCAUUAGUUUAAAAGUAGUCCUGGUGACUUUCCAUGUCAUUAAUUCAUGCACCUGAUGUAGUUUACCAGGAUUGAAAGUUGCAGUAAGCAGAGGGCUCUGACUUAAUUUGCAGUCGAAUUCCAGUAAAUCAAGUUCAUAAUAAUUUUAGUUACCAGCUCUUUUAAACUUUCAAACAACAGUGGAUGAUUGAACUGGGUAUCUUAAAAAAAAUCCUGGCAGGCAGCCAAUCAGAGUGAAGAUAUUGUCUUGAUGUAAUAUCAAAUUCUCAGAAUUGAAGUCGAAAGAGAGAUAGGUCAGUCUGUAGGGAGAAUUAGGUUUUUGUUCUCAGUUACAUCUGCAUGUGCUUAAUAAAAUGAUAAUUGCUGCCUUGUAAAUGAAAGCUUUGUAAUGGAAAAAAUUGGUAGUUCACACUUAUUGACCCUGGAAGGAUUUGAACAGCAUUCUUAUAUAUGAUUGACACACUUGAAGCUACAAUAAUUUAUGUUGAAUGUGUUGUGUACAAAACUGGAAAAGACAAUGGUAGAUUUCUGCAAACAUGACCAACAUGCAUAUGUUACCCUGAAAUAAUUAUCUUGAAGAUUGCUUUGUAAUUGGUUGGAAAGAUAUGCCAUCUUAAAAAUAAUAAUCAAGCACUAAAAACGUAAUACAAAGAUUGUAUUUUUAAAGUAAAAUAUUUUAAUAUAUCCAAAUAGUUAACAUAAUGGCUUUCAGCAUAAUAAUAUAUUAUUUGGAAUUAUACUUGUUAUAAAUGCUUCAGUGUUUGGUUAGUUUGUGCUUGAUAUUUUAUACUUCAACAAAAAUCUAUUCUUGUAACAAAACCUUGAAGCCAUUGCCUGCUCACUGCUAUGACAAAUCAAUGGCUUAAAAAAUUAUAUUGUAUCUUCAUGACUUAUCUUUGAGAUUGUAUAUGUUUCAAAUAAAUCAUUCAACAAUUUGUCGGGGUCAGUAUCAAAAGUCUAGUUCUCCUUACUGUCUUGAGAAAUUUGCUAUAAUUUGCUUUGGGAGAAUUUGGUCAAGUUUAGAUAUUCCUGUUUUGAUCAAGUUCUUGGUUCUCAUUGCUUGCCUGCCUGAGCUUGUCUAGAAACAGGUAUAGAGAAGUUAGCAGUUAGUUGCUGUUGAGGAUUUAAGGAUUAAUUAUGUUUCUGUGAAAUAUGACAAAAUCAUCUUUACCAAAAUAUUUUCUUGCACAUAAUGUUAAUCAAGACUGCAUCUUUUCAUUUUACCUAACUUCUGUUUUAUCACAUUUGGCACAAAUGUUAGAGAAACAGUUCAUGUGGUAACAUUGUGAAAUGUUUCAGCAAAGCCUUUGUGUGUGAUGAUGUUAUAACUGCUAGCUUUCUUUCUUGUACUACAUUGCUUGUUAUGGGGAUAUAGUCAUUAAUCUUGAUACACGUAAGUCCCAAGUGUGUGUCAAUUCCUUUAAUGUACUUUGUUGUAUACUUUAGAGGGUGAUUUAUGUGUAUUGAAAUAACAAUGUGUUAUAUAGUAUCGGUCAAAAACCCUUUCACUAACACAUGUGCAAGGCUCAAAGUAAAAAAAAAAAAUGGUGCCAAAUUUUGUGUCAAAUUUCCAACACCAUUAGUUGUAUUAUUUUCUUGAAAGCAUGCAUUUGAAUGAUCACUUACAUGCACACUAGACUUUUAUCCACUGACAUGUAAAACCCCUCAACGAGUCUUUGUAAAUUUGUCCUCUUAAAAGUGAAAGUGUCAAGUGACUGAGUCAACUGUUUGUUUGAUAAUGACUGCCAUUUGAAAGAAAGUUCAAAUCGAGGAAUUUGGCAACAAUUUACUAACUCCAAACAUUUCCUAAAUCUUGCUCAUUCUUCCUGUGAGAUAUAUAUUCAAGAAGGGUGGCUGUAAAAUAUCACUACUGAUGUUAUGCGGUGGCACAUCUAGAGGUCAAAGUCCCCAAACUGUCUCUUUCUUAGUUGAGAGAGGGCUCUGAUAAUAGUGGGGCCCUCUUUGUGAUUUAACGCGUAGGGGGAAGGGGCCUUUUUGGCCCAGAUUUGCUUACAAUUUUCAGUGCAAAUAGUCUCUUGGACUCUUCCUUUAGAUUUGGCAUCGCAAUGUUAUAAUGAUAUGUUGAUGAUGAUGAUGUAUGUUUUGAUCAUUGUCGUAGAUGAUAGCUAUUCAAUUACUAAGUGGCAGUUUACAUACAACGAAAAUACACCAUUUAAAUUUUAUUUUGUUGAUUUGAUGGGCAUAUAUUAUCUACCUAUCAUUUGAAUCAUUUUAGUCACAGCUUAGGAUUGUAGUAUAGUGGCAGCUAACCAACUUAAAACUUUCUUAUACCACGUUAAAUUGUACACUGCCUGGGAAUUCCUUCAAGUUAGAGGUCAUCUAGUUGUUUUGUUUGUUAGUUUGUUUUUCAUUUGUUUGUUUUGUCUUGUUUUUGGUUUUUUUUUUGGAGGGAGCGGGGUGUCUUAAAGACGUAAAAUUUUAGGGUGUUCUUGUCCAGUGUCAGAAAAAUGUAUAUAUUUUAAAUGAUUUGAUUGUUCCUAGAUAUAUCUCCGUUUUCAGUACAUAAAAGAAUGGCCUCCCCCAGGCAGUAGACCAUUCAAACUCCCGGAAGAGGACCAUUUAGUGCUAUGUCAAAAGUUUAAGUUGGUGAAUUAGUGUAUUUCUUGACUAUAAUAUCAAGUGCAAAACUAAGAUCGUACUUUCAUACCAUAAUCGUCCUCUUCUCCUGUGGGCCGUCAUGCAAUGAUUCUCGCAAUAACGUUGCGUGACGACCCAAAUAGGGGCCUGUAAUUGAAACUACUGUCAAGAGAAGCAAGUUCAUGUUUUCGGAGUAAAAAUUCGUGUCUAUUUGAACUGAGUUGCGUGACUUGUGGCUGGUAAACCAAUGAUCUGGGUUGAUCUUGUAUGGUAAAAUUCAGAAAGUGGUUAGUAGCCUAAGAAAAUAAUUAACAAUUGAGAAUCAAAUACGCAAAACGGUUCACGCAAUGUCUGAUUAGUGGACAAAGGGACUUGCAGAGUGAUCAAGAUUUGACGAUACGAGCCAAAUGGCUUUGCAUUCUCUGAUGGUUCCCAAAACAGGACUUGUAUCUCGGUCUCGUGAUAUAUUACAAUCGUAUAUAUUCUGGAUUAAUUGAAAUAUUUUAUGACUAUUUUAAUGCUUGACUCUUCAUAUCCUUAGGAGUCAUUGUAAAAUUAAUGAUAUCUUAUUACUUACUCAUUUGCUGUUAGUCCACCAAGGGCUGAUGAGUGUGUGAUGUAAAAUAAAGUUUCGCUUGUUAUCGUCAACUCA
Molecule: messenger RNA, 9640 nt
Organism: Orbicella faveolata
Lineage: Eukaryota; Metazoa; Cnidaria; Anthozoa; Scleractinia; Merulinidae
Product: sodium-dependent neutral amino acid transporter B(0)AT1-like
Biological process (GO): amino acid import across plasma membrane; nitrogen compound transport; sodium ion transmembrane transport
Cellular component (GO): plasma membrane
Molecular function (GO): amino acid:sodium symporter activity
Source: RefSeq, a predicted model, not a curated record